Messenger RNA from Sesamum indicum (sesame), 2680 nucleotides. RefSeq names its product extra-large guanine nucleotide-binding protein 3. Gene Ontology annotation, cellular component: heterotrimeric G-protein complex; cytoplasm. Lineage: Eukaryota; Viridiplantae; Streptophyta; Magnoliopsida; Lamiales; Pedaliaceae. The record is from RefSeq and is a predicted model, not a curated record. Gene Ontology annotation, molecular function: G-protein beta/gamma-subunit complex binding; guanyl nucleotide binding; G protein-coupled receptor binding. Gene Ontology annotation, biological process: adenylate cyclase-modulating G protein-coupled receptor signaling pathway.
CACCCUUUAGCCUACGUGACUCACUCUCUGUAACGUAACUCCUCACGUUACUCUCAUUCAAUCACUCUCACCCUCAAGCUCUCCAUUUUCCACGCACAACACACACUUAUGGCGGCUCCAGAGGUGGAGGAACGGGACCCCAGUUCUUGGGAUGAGUUGCUGCGUAAAAUGUUGCCGGAAGGCGCUCCCUUGCCGGACGAAGAUCAGCUUGACUACUCCAUAUCUGUCGAUUACAUUGGCCCUUCUCCAUUUUUCACGCCACCUGUUAAUCCCGUGAUUCCGAAAGAAAGAUUCACUACUUUCCCGAAGGAGGCCCCGUCGCUGACUCCAAGAAACACAGCGUGGCUGAAGUCCUGUUCCAGUUCCGAGACCACGAACUCUGAGAACAAACGGUUGAGUGCUAGUUCAGUCGCUUUUGAUGAUGCGACGGAUGAAAUAAGCAACAAUGGGGACGCUGAAGCUGCCGGUGAUCAUUGUGAUCGCGACAACUCCUCGGGUUCCCAUGAGGGGGGAAGGGAAAUGAAACGAGGGGUUUUUUCGUUGAGUACUGGGGAUAAGAGGAGAGGUUGUAGUAGAUGUGGGAAGGCGAGUAAUUGGGUGUUAAGGAGAAGAGAAGGGUGUAUCGUGUGCGGAGCAGAGUACUGUAGAAAGUGCGUGUUGAAGGCGAUGGGGUCGAUGCCGGAGGGGAGAAAGUGCGUGGGGUGCAUCGGGACGGCGAUUGACGAAGCGAACAGAGGGAGAUUGGGAAAGGGUUCGAGGUUGUUGGCGAGACUCUGUAGCCGGUUGGAGCUUAAGAACAUAAUGAAGGUAGAGAGAGAGUGUAAGGCUAAUCAGGUGAGGGCAGAGCAGGUUACUGUAAAUGGAAGGGAACUGACGGUGGAAGAAUUGGAUGAGUUGUUGGGCUGUGAGUUCCCUCCAAGGGAUUUGAAGCCGGGGAGGUAUUGGUAUGACAAAGAUUCUGGGCUUUGGGGGAAGGAGGGAGAAAAGCCUGAUAGGAUUAUUAGUUCAAAAUUGGAUGUAGGAGGCAAGUUGCAGACUGCUGCCAGCGGCGGAAAAACGAGAGUUUACAUGAAUGGCCGCGAGAUUACUAAAGUUGAGCUCAGAGUGUUAAAGCUGGCCAAGGUUCAAUGCCCUCGUGAUACCCACUUUUGGCUAUAUGACGAUGGAUCCUAUGAGGAAGAAGGCCAAAACAACAUUAAAGGAUAUAUAUGGGAAAAGGCCUCAAUUCGUGCCCUUUGUUCAUUGUAUUCAUUGCCCGUACCCCCUGAACGUGCUCCUUGUACAAAGGAAGAACCUGCUUCAUUUUCAGCUAGAUUAUUUCCUGAGUUUUUGGAGCAGCAAAGAGUCCAGAAACUUCUGCUUCUUGGAAUAGAGGGUUCUGGGGCAAGUACCAUCUUCAAGCAGGCCAAGUUUAUAUACACAAACAAACUUACUACUGAAGAGCGGGAGAACAUUAAGCUCAUUAUACAAAGGAACACAUACAGAUAUUUAAGUAUUUUACUUGAGGGGAGGGAGCAUUUUGAAGAAGAGGCUUUGUUGAAUAAAGAGUCUGCUGGUCAGUCUGCUGAAAUGUCUAUACCAGGGGAAAUGAAAUGUGAUGGAAGCAGGCAAUGCAUCUAUUCAGUUAAUCAGAAAAUCAGCAAUUUCUCUGAUUGGUUCUUAGAUCUCAUGGCUACUGGAGAUAUAAACACUUUCUUUCCUGCUGCCGCACGUGAAUAUGCUCCAGUCAUUGAUGAAGUUUGGAAGGAUCCAGCAAUCCAGGAAACAUACAAGAGAAGAGAGGAGCUAAAAGUUCUUCCUGAUGGUGCUAAAUAUUUCUUGGACCGGGUCAUUGAGAUAUCAAGCAACGAGUAUGAACCUUCAGAGAAAGACAUUUUUUUUGCGGAAGGUGUUACCCCCGGCAACGGCCUUGCAAGUAUUGAAUUUUCACUCAGUGAUCACAGUGCAGUUUCUGAGAUGUACAAUCAACACUCAGAAAGCCAACAACCUCUUAUAAAGUACCAAUUGAUCCAGCUCAGCUCUAAAGGACUAUACAAUGGCUGCAAAUGGCUAGAAAUGUUUGAGGGCAUGAGGGCCAUCGUCUUCUGCGUUUCUUUGAGCGACUACAACCAGACCUGGACAAACACUACAGGUCUUCAGCAAAAUAAGAUGCUGGCAUGCAGAGAUUUCUUUGAGAGCGUAGCACAACAUUCUUGUUUCGAGGGCACACCAUUUCUGCUGCUCUUGACCAAACAUGAUCUACUGGAGGAUAAGAUCGACCAGGUCCCAAUAACCGUUUGUGAAUGGUUCAGGGAUUUCAACCCAUUAAAGACUCAUAGCAAGAGUCUUCCCCUUGCACAUCAGGCAUUUUACUAUAUUGCUGUCAAAUUCAAGGAGCUCUACACCUCCAUCACAGGCAGAAAGCUCUAUGUUCGUCAAAUCCAAGCUCACGACCAAGCAUCUGUCGACGAAGCGUUUAGAUACGUUCGAGAGAUGCUCGACUGGGAGGAGCAGAAGAAUGGAGAUAUUUAUGCCAGUAGUGAUGAAGAUUCAGAUUCAGUACCUGGUGCAGAGACAAGCUCGUCCCCCCUGUGAUCAGCAAUAUCAACCAGUUCUAGUUGACAUAAUCAGGCCUUGGAAGGUUUUUGCAGCUCCAAUGGCGUACAUACUACAGAGCAAUUGUUCUUAUGGAUAACAACAG